This is a messenger RNA of Phoenix dactylifera (date palm), 3194 nucleotides long. Its product is annotated as BTB/POZ domain-containing protein At3g08570-like. The record is from RefSeq and is a predicted model, not a curated record. Gene Ontology annotation, molecular function: protein binding. Lineage: Eukaryota; Viridiplantae; Streptophyta; Magnoliopsida; Arecales; Arecaceae.
GGGAGAGUGAGAGAGAGAGAGAGAGACAGAGAGAGGAGAAUGGGGGUGGCGUCGGAGAGCGCUUUCCCUUUCGCCUCGACGAAGCUCGCGACGUCUCCGCGCUUCUGUAGCUCGAUCAGUAGGAGGAUAUUUUCUGAUGUUGUUGGGGAUGUAACAAUUUCCGUGGAUGGCCAAUCAUUCUUGUUGCACAAGUUCCCUCUGGUUUCUCGGAGUGGAAAAAUUCGCAAGAUGGUAGUGGAAUCGAAGGAUACAGAUCUUUCUAUGUUGGAGCUUUUCAAGGUACCUGGGGGAGCCCCAGCAUUUGAACUUGCUGCAAAAUUCUGCUAUGGAACAAACUUUGAAAUCACUACGAGCAAUGUAGCCCAUCUUCGAUGCAUUGCCGAGUAUCUAGAAAUGACAGAAGAUUACCAGGAGGAGAACUUAAUUGCCCGGACAGAAACCUACUUGAAUGAGAUUGUGGUGCAAAGCCUUGAAAAGUCUAUCGAAGUUUUAUGUGCUUCUGAGGGUUUGCAUCCCACUGUGGACGAGCUCGGUAUACUGGACAGAUGUGUGGAUGCAAUUGCCAUAAAUGCUAGCAAGGAACAGCUGGUUUCUGGUUUAGCCUGCUUAGAAUGCGAUGCCGGAUCUGGGAAAUUGAAAAUGGAUGGCCAGGACUGGUGGGUGGAAGAUCUUUCAGUGCUGCGACUGGAUCUUUAUCAGCGAGUUGUAGCUGCCAUGAGGAGGACAGGGGUGAGAUCAGAUAGCAUUACCACUUCAAUUGUGCACUAUGCGCAAACCUCUCUGAAGGGUGUUGAAAGAUAUCAAGCUUGGGAUUCUAGUACUUUUGUUGGAGGCAAGCAGAGAGUGAUCAUAGAAACACUUGUUGGUCUCUUAGCAACAGAGAAGAUUACCUCUGUUCCUCUGUCCUUUUUGUUUGGGAUGCUAAGGAUGGCAAUAGAGGUGGAUGCAGGUCGUGGCUGUAGGCUUGAGCUUGAGAGGAGGAUUGGUUUCCAGUUGGAAAUGGCUUCACUUGAUGACCUGCUCAUUCCUUCAUUGCAGACGAAUGAUUCAGUGUUUGAUGUUGACACUGUCCAUCAUAUACUGGUGACUUUCCUGCAGAGGAUUGAAGAUGAAGAUUCUGAAGAGUUGUUGCAGUGUGGAUAUGAAUCUGAAGGUCUUAAGUCUCCAAGUCACAGUUCGGUUCUGAAAGUGGGGAGGCUUAUGGAUGGGUAUCUUGCGGAAAUUGCACCAGAUCCAUACCUCAAAUUGCAAAAGUUUAUGGCUAUCAUUGAACUAUUGCCAGAUUAUGCUCGCAUAAUUGAUGAUGGACUCUACAGAGCAAUUGAUAUAUACCUGAAGGCCCAUCCAUCCAUGACAGAGUCUGAGUGCAAGAAGCUGUGCAAGCUCAUCGACUGCCAGAAGCUCUCCCAAGAAGCCUCCAACCAUGCCGCCCAAAACGACCGCCUCCCCGUCGGGUUGGUCGUCCGUGUCCUCUACCUUGAGCAGCUACACCUCAAGUCCGCCCUCUCAGGUAACUCGGUCGACAGGUCUCUCUCUCAGAGGAUGAUCGGCAGCAGUGGGGCUCCAAGUUCGGCAGUGUCGCCGAGGGACAACUAUGCUUGCUUGAGGAGGGAGAACAGAGAGCUCAAGCUAGAGAUCUCCAGGAUGCGAGUGAGGCUCAGUGAAUUGGAGAAGGAACAGGCGUUCAUGAAGCAAGGGAUGAGGGAUGGUAGAUCAGGGGAACGCAGCAGAGCAUUCCUUGCAUCCCUCUCUCGGGGGAUAGGCCGGAUAGCGAUGAUCGCCCCGGCCACGGGAAAACAGUCGCAGGCAUCGGAUGGGAAGCGCCGGAGGCGGCAUAAGCACUCAGUCUCAUAGAAUUUCUACUGGAGUUUUAAUUUUGAACUGCAAAAAAAAUGUAUGUAUGAUGAUGACAUCUCAGUAUAUAUCAGGGCAGAUCCAAGAUCAAUCGGUUAUGAUGCAAAGCUGAAGAGUUUUUAUCCAUUCUUAUUAGAAUUUAGAUAAUAGAGGAGGUAUCCAGAUGCCAUCAUUCCAUUCAUAUAAUGAUCCAGAUAUGAAAAUAUCUGUCAAAACUGGUUUAAUUCUUAAAAAUUUUAAUAAUGCAGCUGGAGACAUUACUAACAAAUGACGUUUGAUAUAUUAAACGUAACAUCAGAUCAAAUCUCAUAUCUCAAAGAAAAUUAGUGACGAAACAUAAAAGCCCGGGUUUUGGAGCCUAAUCAACUCCUAAAAUUUAAAACCUGUCAGCUAGAUUCGUCACACUUGAUCCAUACUUGUAGAGCCAAAAAGCCUGUUCCAAUCUGGUUCAAUAUGCAUACUUGUAUUCAAGAUUUGAGAUGAGGAUACAAAGAGAUAGGAGUGAGGAUUAGAUUUCUCCUUUUCUUAAUAUAUAAAAAGGAAAGCUUUGUAAUAACUAGAAGCCUUAAAUUACACCCUUUUUUUCCGCCACACCUCAACACUCAAAAGCGCUACCAAAAAUAUAUGGACGGUAAAGCAUAUCAACCAUCCAUCUUGACAAGACAAAUUACUUCAAGAGAACACUUCGGAUUUAUUUACAUAUGAUGGAGCUUCGACAAUUAAAUUUUUAAAUAUAACAACUCUGGCUACCAACAGCAAAGGCUCUUACCCUACAUAUAUAAUCACCUCUUCGCCAUCGAGAGCUUAAUCAUCUCUCAAGCAUUCAAGAAUUCUGUUAUUCACACUUUCUACAUCUAAAUAUUUAGUAUCCAUAUAAGUAGAGAGUUUUAAAGAUGAUGCAGAGAACAUGUGCAUAGAAUUGGAUGGGGUAAGAACUUCUGGAUGGGGAAAAAAUCUGGCAACAAAAAACAUGACAAUAUUGGAUGACUCGGAAUCAUGAAAUAUUCAAUACCACUUCUAAACAUUCUGCAUACAUAAAUAUAAUGCAAAAACAUAAACUUUUCUUAGCGCAUAGAACAUUCACAGAAAACUUAUCUUGAUCAACAGAUCUUCCAGACUCUUCUUCCCAGGUCCAACUCUACCAGCAAUAAUUUGGGUCCAAAUCUUAGCACUACUAUUUAAACAACUCCAACGUCGAAUCUAACGUAUUUAACUUGUAGCUAAAUAGAAUUAUCAGUGACUCAAGACUUCAAGCUGACAAAAGGCAGACCCAAUAGAGCAAGCAGAAGUGCCAUUAAGGCUUAUCUUAGGAUCCCAUUGUAUGGGCAAGCCCAUUCAAA